Molecule: messenger RNA, 6697 nt
Organism: Phytophthora infestans T30-4
Lineage: Eukaryota; Oomycota; Peronosporomycetes; Peronosporales; Peronosporaceae
Exons: 4
Coding region: 1-6642 (2213 amino acids)
Source: RefSeq, a predicted model, not a curated record
AUGCGCUCCCUUCACGCGGUGGGGGCGGCGCUGCUGCUUUCAACCAGCUUGGCGAUCGCUGACGUGACGAACUGCUGGAUGAUCGAUGGCUCGGCGUCGCUCGUAACAGCACUGGCCGCCUACUCCGGCUCGGCGUGCGCCGUGGACGUGACGAUCCCUCUUGUGGCGUCCUCUUACGCGCCCAAUGAGAGCAUCGCUCUGUUAUGGGGUGUGCAGCUCGAUGCCAAGUCGUCCAACGCUAUGGACGUGCCUAUGCCGCCUGAUGCAAUGAUAACCCUCAGCUCCGACAACGCCCGCUCCAACGUACAGAUCAUCUCCACAUACCUUCGAACUUGCACCUCGCGGCGACGGUGCUCCCCGAGUAUCCUGGGGGAUGAUACAUUCACUACCGCUCAGUCCGGUAAUUUCUCCAGAUCUGACGCCACGUAUUUCGAGACGCUGGACGAAUUCUCCUUCACAGAAGAAGGAAAUUACACAGUGGCCGCAGUCGCCGUGCUUGGCAACGCCGAUGACGAAUCUUUACUGUAUUACUUCCAGACAUUCGCGAAUAUUGUCGUCAAGGAAGUCCGAGUCGACGCGGUCGCCUCGACCUAUUGCCGCGUAACAGCACAAAACCCUCUCGCAGAUUCGUUAAUCUCAAACGCGUUACUUGCGAGCAGUGACAGCUCCGAGAUCGAGGUGACAGUUGAUACGAACAACGUUGUGCAGGCCAGUCAGACCUUUGACAUUGUCUGGACGGCCACGAUGACGCGUAACUCGACCAAGGAGAUCCAGUUGCCUUCGCCCUUAAAGGUCGUCUCCGUGUUAACUGACGAUGGCAUGAAAGACAGCGGGUAUUACACAAUCGCGAGCUCAAUCGUGAAGCUGUGCGAGCGCGACACGGGCUGCGAUGAGUAUUCGAGCACUUUCGCCGCAUCAUCUGCUGACUAUUCCGCGAACUUUACUUCGGCAGACACUGCGAUGUUCGCUGCCAACAACAUUGUCGUUCCCUCGUCCGGUUGGUAUUCUGGCUUUGUCCAGUUGACACUCGCAGGCGCUGACGCAGACUCACAAAGAUACGACUUCGUGAAAUAUUUCGAGAUCUUCGCGACCGAGGAGAAUAUGACGCAGCAAGUAGAGAGCGAGACGUACGUGAACGAUGGUAGCGAGUCCUACUGCUGGGAAGUUGUCGCGGAUCCGCGAGAGGGGAAUGUUGAUGCCUCGAGCGUCGUGUUCUCAGGGAACAGCACCAACUGUCCGUACACGCUGAACAUGAAUGUAUCCACCACGACGUUUACAGUGGAGACCGGCGCUCUAGUAAGUUGGACAGUUGCGAAGCAAUCCUCUAAGACGGAUGGAGUUACAGUGAAUACCACGGCAGUCUACGACGAGUCUACUGGUCAGUACGUGACUCUACCACAAGUGAAAAUUUACUACUGCAACACCACAGAGUGCUCGCCAUUCUCAAUGAAAAAAACACUGGCAUAUUCCGCGCAGCCCAUGAACUUUUCAGAGCGAAGUGGUGAGGCUUUGUUUGCAACGAAGAUCAGCAUUCCGACUGAAGGAACGUACGCACUUAUGGCACUUGCGGUGGUGCCAAAUGGGGACGGGAUGCGAUUCGACGUGGCUUCCUUCAUGAGCAUGACUGUCACUGCGUCCUCUGCAGCGGCCGAUACCAGCGAUAGUUCCGGUUCUCACGUCGGUCUCAUUCUGGGCUUGACGUUGGGCUGUGCGGCUGUCAUCUGUCUUGCUGUACUGGGAUUCGUAUUUAUUCGUCGGCGACAAGCUGAGGCAACGCAGCAGAAAGAGCGUCGAUACAGCUUCUUCGGCUUCCGACCAAUGUCCAAUACCAACGAACUCCCCACGAACUCGCCCCACUCUGCUCACGGCUCGGAUGAGUCAGGCAACUUCAUGCGGAGCGCGCAGGAUGUGGCCAUGAACGGCGAGUCCAAGCACGAGGAGGAGGACGAGAUGGGUGACGUGGUGCCGUCAAUACCCGCGGGCUUCUCCACGCCGCGUCGAAGGCAGAAAAAAAACAACGGAGGCUUCGAAUUUAGCGUUACACCAGAGCCUUCGCGUCGUCGCCUUUCGACGUCCAGAGGCCGUCAAUCGGCCGUAGGGCUCGAGGAAUCGCCCGCCAGAUACUCACCUAGCAAGGUCAAGGCGGCUGUGCGCUCGUUUGCCGACUUCUUACACUUUCUGAGCCGAUUCUCGUGUGUUUUGGUGCCUUUGGAGGAACAGGAGGAGCACCAACAGGAACAUGCGCUUAUGCCAGUUAUUAUCCAACGGUUUGCCGAGCUUGGUGCUGUCAUUGAGUCCCAGAAGAGACACAUCGACCGCUGGAAAGGCAAGGAGCUGGAUUUGGCCAUUGAGGAGGCUCAACAGAACUUGGAGCUCAUUCGAGAGCUAGGCGAAACCAUCCAGAAGCAGGAGCUGCAGAUCGCUGAGUUUACAGUGGAGAAACAGAAGUGGGAGGAGAAAUAUCACCUCGCAGCUCAGGAGAUAGAGACACUGAAGACACAAGGCACGUACCAGAUCCAGCAGCUUCGUUCAGAGGUCUCCAUGUUACGACAAGCAGGAGUGGAGGUGGAAAAGAAGCUCAAAGACCGAGAUACGUCAUUAGCUACGCUGAAAAAGAGCAAUGACUCUUUCCUCUCCCAAUUGGAGCAGAUGCAGCGUGACAGCUCGACUGUUAUGCAAGAAAACACGACACUGAAGCAACAGACAACGCACCAAUCAGAAGGAAUGCGUGUGCUCGAGCAGCAGAUCCAGGAGCUACGUGAACACUACGAGGCAGUAGGAAAUAAGGCGAGUGAACUGGAACAAGAUGUGGCAGCGUGGCAGAAGAAAUUUAAAGAGAAGAGCCAUCAAGUGAGUGAAUUGGAGAACGCACUUAACAACGGAAGACAGGAAAUGGGUCAACGAGAAGGCAACUUUAAGGAAUUGCUGGCUAAGAACCGGAAGCUGCAGGAACAUGUGGAUAGAAUGGCUCAAGAACACGAGAAGCAGCUUGCAGAGCAGCAUAAAUACCGUGGUGAGGUCGAAGCAGAGCGACAGAGACUCACGCAAGUGCUUCAGCAAGAGUCUACGCGGUUCCAGAACCUUAGAAAGGAGGCUGGAGAAGCACGUGCACAGAUUGAAGCACAGGCCAUGGCUGCUAUGAAGCAGCGUGAACAGCAACUAUUGGAUGAAAAGGCUCGUGUGGAGGAAGAAUUGCAGCUUCAAUUCAGCAAGAUCAAUGAAGAGAACAUUGAGUUACGAGCCACUGUGGACAACCUGAAGGACAUCAAUCGACGCAAGAGUACGGAGAUUGGCAGACUUAUGGCCACUUCUCAAGAAGCUGAACAGCAGAUCCAGUCUCGGAUGCAGGAAGCUCAGAAGAUGCAGCAGCUGACCGAAGAAGUAGCGCGUGCAAAGCAGCAAAUGGAGACGUUGUCCAAGACUCUGGCUGCAAAGGAAUCUGCUCAUGACGAAGCCAUGAAGCUCCAGUCUGCUGAGUUCGAGAACCAGUACAACGACUUUGUGUCACAAGUUGAGGGCCAAUUUAACGAAAUGACGCAAGAGAAUGAGCAAUUACGAUCAGAUAUUGAGGAGGCAGCGAAGAAAUUGACGAUGUAUGAAGGCCAGGUGACAGUGGGAGGAGAGGAACUCAACAAGUGGCGCUCGGAGUGCGAGAAACUGCAGCAUCAACUGCACGAAGGAGCCCGUGAGAAUGAGUCGUUGAAGCGAGAGCUGGAGCAUCGCCUGCAGGAAUUGGAGCAAAGACACAAGGAGAACGCAGAGCUAAAUGCGCGGAUUGAGCAGUUUUUGUCUCCUGACAACGAACGAACCAGAGAAGUGGAGCUACUACAAGGAGAGCGCUUGCGUCUUGAAGCACGGAACCAGGAGCUGCAAAGACUAAUGGAAGAGACCAGAGCUGACGCUGAAGCCACAAUGGAAGAAGCACAUCGAGUCCAUGAUCGUUCUAUUGAGGAUAACAUCUCGCACGAGAACACUGUCCGUUUGUUAUGUGAGGAGAAGGAAGCGCUGAACCGCAACUUGAUGACCUUGUCGUCAGAGAAAUCGACGGUGGAAGCUCAGAUUGCUACUACUCGCAAUGAGAUCGAACAUUGGAAGGCUUCUGUGCAUCAAUUGGAGAGUGAUAAGCGAGGGCUGGAGCUCCGACUUCAAGAAGUGAUGCGGCAAGCGACUGAUCAAUUUGAGACGCAGAAACACUCAGCAGCUAUGGCGACAGAGGACGGACGGACUCAACUCCAGAAGCUGACGGCUCAGCUCGUGCAACGUGAUGCUCAGAUGACUGAAGGGCAUCAGCAACUUCGUAGGAUGCAGGAAAUGGUUCGCUCGUUGGAAGAGAAGCUCCGCACUCAACAGUACGAGUCUGAGAGCUUGCAGAUGAAGAACGAUCAGCUGAAUGGCCAACUUGAUGCGCUGCGUAACGAGAAGCGCGGACUGGAACACGUUAUGCGGCGACAUACCUCGACCUUGCGUGAUGGCUUGGAAGAAGACCUUUCUCAACGACUGGAACGGCUAGCGCGUGACAUGGAGCGACGUGUUCAAGAGGAGAGCGAGAAGACAGCUCAGUUACAGUCUGUUUUGGACUCGAAGCUGGACUCUCAGCUGCAGCAUUCGAGUGAAGAGAGAACCAAGCUGGAGCAGGAGAACGCGAGACUGCAGAGAGAACUUGAGAUGUAUGCUGCCGAACUGGAGAAGAUGGACGCGGAGCUGCUGCAGCUCCAACGUGAACGGGAGGAGCAGGAGCGUCUUCUAAGCGACUUGCAGCAAACGAUUGCGACGUAUGAAGAAGACCAGCGGACGAGAAACAAUGCCAACGAUGAUUUCAUUCGUCUUGAUGCUGUUCAUAGUGAACUGAAGACGACGCACGAACAGUUUAAGCAGGAUCUCGUGGCUCAGUUGAGAGAGAAGGAGAAAGAGGUGGCUGAGUUGCAAGACGAAAUGACGGAGCUUCAGUCCAAAUUGGAUCAAGAGAAGGAGAUGACGCGACAUCUGAUGGAUCGCUCUCAUGCUGACAAGCAACAACAUGCUAAGGAGUUAUCAGAAGCUGAAGAGAAGCAGCUGAACCGAGCGAAGGAGAUGGAGGCGUCAAUGAAGGAGCUACAGCAUAAGCUUCGUGCUAAUGAACAGGCUGCUGUAGACAGGGAACAUAUGCGGGUGAAGGAACUGGAAGCGUCAGUGAAGCGACUUGAGCGUGAGCUGCAAGUCAGUCAGCAGUCGAUGACUGGAAAGGAGCAGAGCGCUAUGCACGAGAAGCUGCAACGAGAACGGGAACAUCGAGCCCUGCAGACUCGAUACGAUACUUUAGAUGCUGAGAACGCCGCGAAUGUCCACAAAAUGGAUACGAAAGUGGAAGAGAUCGAGCACUUGCAUGGAGAGAUCGACCAGCUGCACGAGGAGAUCGAGCGGCUGAACGAAGAAGUCCGGGAUAAUACAGCUGAGAUGGACAACGCGAGAAACCAUCUCCAUGUGUCCGAGCAGCUCACGAUGAAGCUAGAAGAGCUGCAAGAUGAACUCGCUGCACGUGAAGACGAGGCUCGGCGCCGUGAUGCUGACCUGGCUGCUAAAGAGGAAAAGCUGCAGCUUGCUAGGGAUGUUGAAGAAGAACUGAAGCGCCAGCUUCGAGACAAUGUACGCCGUAAUGAAGACGAAGCUGCUUCACUGAAGCAACAGAACGCAAAGCUACGAGAGCAACUCAAACGAGCAGCGCAAGCGAAACUCUCGGUCGAAGAUGAUGCAGCUCGAGAGACGGCAAUGAAGAACCUGGAGAAGGCUUAUGAUGACUCGGUUCAGCGCGAGCAGGAGCUGACAUCACAACUCGCUCAGCUCGAAGACUCCAAGACGAGUUUGCUCAAUCAGUUCCGUCGUGAGAUGCGCAAGUUGAAUGUAGAGUUUGGUGCGCAAGCGUCGAAAGCUGAAGGUAUCGACGAUGGUGCGUUUCUUCGUGGCAUCAUGGGCGUCUCAGCUCUUCUUCGAAGCUACCAGGACCGCGAGACACGUCAGGAUGCACUGAUGCGUCGCAAGGAGAAACAGAUUAAUGAACUAAAAACGCGGUUAGACGAAGUGGAGCGUUCAUUCCGCCUGCAAGAUGACGAGAAGAAGCCCGACGAGUUAAGAGCAAAAGAAGAAUCGCUUUAUCACCAGGUGGAAACGAUGAGUGAAGAAGUGUCCAAGCUGAAGCUGGAGAACCAAGAGCUGCGUGAGAACCCGAGUAGUCCUGAAGAUGUCUGUGAGUGGGAAGAGAAGUGCGCGAAGCUCAAGAACCACGUACAUGAAUUGAAAGAAGCGAAUACGACACUCAAGGAGAAACACUUCUCCAAGGCUGACAUGAAGGCGCUCGUCAAGGAAGUGGAGAAGCUCACGAACGAAGUACUGGAGAAGGAUUCUCAGCUCCAAGCUCUUCGUAAUCGUGAGACGUCAAGACCUGCGAAUGGAUCUCGUGGCUCUAGAGCUUUGCUUGAAGAGAAAGUCAUGGUGCUGAAUGAUCAUUUGACUGGCCUCAUGACCGAGAACAUGCAGCUUCAACACAGUGUUGAACAGUACGCUAUCCAGUAUGGUCCACUUGAUGGUACACCCAACGGUGUUAUCGGUAACUCUGGCAUUCGAGUACCCACCCGAGCGAACGGGAAACCUGCUGUCCGAUCACAGUAACAGACACGUGUGUGUGGCGUUUACUAAUCUAUUUACUGAGCGUUUUGCUUGGCUG